This is a messenger RNA of Suillus paluster, 1575 nucleotides long. RefSeq lists its product as uncharacterized. Gene Ontology annotation, molecular function: RNA binding. The transcript has 7 exons. The coding region runs from base 1 to 1575 and encodes 524 amino acids. The record is from RefSeq and is a predicted model, not a curated record. NCBI's taxonomy places the organism in Eukaryota, Fungi, Basidiomycota, Agaricomycetes, Boletales, Suillaceae.
AUGAAGUGCGACAACUUGACAGAACCGAAGCGGAAACAAUUUCUGAUGCCAACUGCCAAACAACUACUACCGUCCUCAUCGUCCAGAAGAGACCCGAACUUGAAGCUUGAAGGCUGUUUCCAUCUCUCGGGGAUACGACGCCUGUUAAGCCCAGACGCGUCGUUCAGGACCCUGCCGAUACCUGCUGCCGCUGCAUCUGGAAAGUCUGCCUGGGGCUCUGAUACUGACCCUCGCAUUACUACUGUCAAGUCUACACCAGUCAUUACAGAUUAUUUCACGGUCACUCGAGUCGAACUUCCUAUCAGGGAUGGCAAACACACUUCCCACGGUAAAAUCAUGAAGCAGAUCGUUGCAAAGUUCAAGGUCAAAAUAGAGGCAUCGACAAAUCAGAGUCGGCGGACUACCUUCCUCAUGAAGGUUGAGACUCACAAAGAGCUUGACAAGGCUAAGCGCAACUUGCUGGCCACUUUGAACCCUACGGUCGCUUUGACUUUGAGUGCCCCCGCGUUCACCAUUCCCGCCAUAAUCGGUCCCAUGGGUGCUACUCUCAACAAGGUUCGCGAGGCUACAGGUGUCAAGGUCGAUAUUCCUCGCAAGGAUGGUAUCCCCAACGGACAUGCAAUCGGAACGACAAACGGAACUACUUACCUGCUCCAGGGCGACGAGGAAGAGGAGGUCAUGGUACCCAUCACUAUCAUCGGCCCGCACCCACUUGUCCUAGAAGCUCAUGCAAUGAUUGAUAAGAUCAUCGCUUCUCGGACUGGAAAGAUUACCCAAAGAGUUCGAGACAUUCCCCCUUAUAUUCUUCCCUUUGUCCUUACUCGUCGCGGCCCCAUCAUCGAGGCAGCGCAAGGUGCCGAUGUUGAUAUCCCUUUGAAUCAAGCUGAGCGGGAGAUUACCGUCACCGGAGAUCACGAGGGCAUCGUUUGGGUCGCCAAGACCAUCACAGCUACCAUCGAAGCAUUCAUGACAAACAUAACCAGUCUCAAGAUUUCUUUGUUCAAGCGCCAGCAUCAUCUUCUUGCUGCAAAUGUUGCUUCCCCCGAGGAUCCUGGCGACGAGGUCAUGGUGUGGAGAAUGACAGACGAUCUUCCUACUAGUUUGGGUGCUGUCAUGGUCAGGGCGAAUUCACAAUUCAUCUACGAGUUCCCUCUACCUGGUCCCCUGACGGUUUCAAAGCAACUCCUCACAUAUAUGACACUUAUCAACUAUGCAAAGACCUUGACUAAUGCCCAUCCUGCUGCCUUGAUCUUUACACCGUCUCCUGCCACCAUUGCCCAAGCUUCAGUUCUCAACAUAGACAUUGUUGAUGAGAAACCUGCGGUGGACGCGUUCAUCCACCGCGUCAUCCAGGGUAAAAUGCUAAGGUGUGCGCAUGAGCUGCGAUAUGGCUCAAGGGUGAAGCUUAUCGAUAUGACUAGAUUAAAACAGUUCCCCGAGGCGCACAAUGUUCAGGUCUUCUUCCCUCUGGAGUCUGCUGAGGAAUCCCAGGUUCUAUUGGGUUACGAUCCCCUUUCUCCUUCGGCGUCGCCCUCGUCUGUGGAGAGAGAGAUGAUGUCGCAAAAGAACUCCUAA